Stylonychia lemnae is the source of this 942-nucleotide messenger RNA. The record is from the annotation of a GenBank genome assembly. Lineage: Eukaryota; Ciliophora; Spirotrichea; Sporadotrichida; Oxytrichidae.
AUGGAUAAAGUGAUAGGUAAACUAAAUUCAACUCGUCUAAACUUUUGGCAAGCCUUCAAGUAAGGGAUCAGCUUGAAGGGUUACAAUUACUAUAAGCCACCCCCUGAACUCAAGUACAGAUAUCCAGCUCCAGGUUCUUGCGCACAUGAGGAAGUAGAUCAUCCCAAUCUCUACAAAAAACAUUGGAAAACUCCUUACAGAGAGAGUCCAUAUAAUAUCUAGAAAAAGGAGAAAAAGAUGUCUGAUGAUAUAGCAUACUCUCACUUUAUCUCUGACUUUCCUUAGUUCGAUCCAACUUAGGAAACUGACAGAAUGGCUUUGAGAGAACAGCAGGCUUCAACUCAUGGAGUCGCUCCACUCUUUGAUCAAGUUGGUAAAUCAAUUGAAGAACAAAGGAAUGAGAUUUGGUAAGCACUCAGUAAUGGAGCAAAGGAUUACGAGCAACUUUGCGAGGAUUACUCCGGCUACAUCAAUGAUUUAGACCAAGAUUAUCACCCACUCUAAGUUCAAUACAGAGAAAGAGAAUUCUCAGGUUUCGAAAAUGAUCCAUUAUAUAAAGAAAUGAUAGUUGAGAUGGAGUACUUCAUUGAAGAAAUGGUAGGAAAGAAGAGAAUCACAGAGAAGAAAAUGAACAUGCUAAAAGGAACACCAAAGAAAUGGUAGAUCUUGGAUGAUGACGCCUUUGACAGAGAUCAAAUUGAGAAGAUUCAAGCAGCAGCUAGAGCCCCUCUUCCAGAUGAGUUAGAACUCUACUAAGAAAAGCAUUCUAAGCCAAUGCAACUACCAAUAAAUAAUGCUAAUGUUUCAAAAUGGAGAGACGAUCAGAGAGCUAUCGAUGGUAUUGGAGCUGACUUCGAUCCAAAGCUUAUUGAGCAAGACAGAGAAAGAAGAAAGAAGUACUUCUUGGAAAGAUUUGAGAAGCCAGUCGAGCUCAAUGAAUGA